UUAUGGAUAAUUCCUUAAGCUGGGAAGAGCUAGCUUCUCUAAAGAGUCUUAUGGUUAUUUCACUGAACCAAAACCACAUAGCAACACUGCCUCCUGAGGUCGGCACUUUGACCAGUCUGAGACAACUUCAUAUUGCACAUAACGAGUUAACAGGUCUCCCAUCUGAGAUAGGUCUGCUGACCAGCCUUGAGGUCCUGAAAGUUAACAACAACAGGAUUCACUCUAUUCCGGAAAGUAUAGGGGGUUGUGCUUCUCUUAUUGAGGUUGAUCUUUCAUCUAAUCUUUUGGUAGAGCUGCCAGAAACAAUUAGCAAACUAAAGGUCUUAAAGGCACUUUAUCUCAGAAACAACGGGCUCAGAUCCCUUCCUAGCAGCAUUUUUAAACAGUGCUGCAAACUCUCUACACUAGCAUCUUUUGAUUCAAAAGCAAGGAAAUACUAG
This is a messenger RNA of Solanum dulcamara, 440 nucleotides long. RefSeq names its product LRR repeats and ubiquitin-like domain-containing protein At2g30105. Bases 3 to 440 code for a protein of 145 amino acids. The record is from RefSeq and is a predicted model, not a curated record. NCBI's taxonomy places the organism in Eukaryota, Viridiplantae, Streptophyta, Magnoliopsida, Solanales, Solanaceae. The transcript is spliced from 5 exons. Gene Ontology annotation, molecular function: protein binding.